GCUGUUGUGUAUCAUAAUACUAACUCCGUCCUCGGCAGCAACGUGCGGUGCAGCGGGCCCCCGUCCGAAUAUACGAAAAUUCCGCUUGUUUUCCGCCACUGCAGCUGCCCUUAUAUGCCGCAAUCGUCGUAACACACAUACGAAAGGACAGUAACGAACCACCCGAAAAAAAUCAGAUACGUUCGGCCGACCGGCCAACCCCCUCGAAGACGCGAAGCACGUGCGACGCGCGGGACACCUUGUCGCGCGGACCACCCUUACCGGGGGACGCGGUCCGCAGUCCGCGUCGCUACCUCGACGUUCCGCGAUUCAUUUCGACGGGGAUGAUCGGCUGUGAAAAUUUUUUUUUUCAAAACGGUCCAGUGAGUGCGACGAGUAGAAACAGUAUCAGGGGGUGAAAAACCCCGAAGAAAUUGGCUGGAUAAAAAAAAAGAGCAAAAAAGUCGCAAUUCCAUCGGGGGGAUCGGGGUAACGACUGUACGGAGGAAUAAUUCGAUCGAGAGUCUGUGCGGUGGUGGAGGUGGACGUGCAGGUGUGCGAUAUUGAAGUGAUACACGCGUACGUAAUAAAGAAGAAGAAAAAAAGGCAACGCAAACGUAAAUGUAAACGUAAACUCGUGUGGUUUCUUUAGCCGUACGUACAACGCGCGUAGUGUGCCGAUAUAGUGUGCGUGAGCGCGCGCGCGCGAUAAAGAUCCGAUCAGUUUGCUCGGCCGCGCCGAUCGAGCGGGUACUCUUCGCAAUUUAACGGACGGGUAGAAUAAAAAUAAAAAUGUUUUUUACUCCGAUCGGUCAUCGAAUUACCGCGUGAGAAUAAGUGAAGCGACGAAACGAUCGAAGGCAACGGGGUCGAAACGAAUGGUUUCCAGCGGACUAAGACGACAAAUAAGAUUAAGGGAUGCGCUGACCGUCGGGGGGUACCGAGCCGCACGACCGCAGAAGCAGGGUAUUUCCGAACGGAAACCGGUGGGCGCGGCCCAGGGCGAUAUAAUCACGGAAAAACCAGCCUCACCCGACCAAGCAACGUCUCACCUCAAAGUUCGACUGUUUCAAUACCUGCUCCGCCAGCUGUGCGGUGCGUAAACCUUGCGCCGAAUUUGUUGAAAAAUAAAAAGAGGAGGAAGGAGCGGAGCGGAGCGGAGCGGAACGGAGCGAGAGGGUGAAAAGAGAUAAGAGAUCCGAGCGGCGAAAUUCGGGUGGUACGUAGCGUUCGUCGGCAAAAUGCACACUUUAUUCGGCGAGCAAAACGCCUACUACAGGCACGCGGCCGGGGUCCCCGUCGGGAUGGGGACACCGACGUACCCUGGCGUAGCGACGGCACCGGGUUAUUACGAACAGUACAGAUACGGUACAUACGCGACCGGUUACCCGGGUAUCGCUCAGCAGCACAUCCAUCACCCGAGCAAAGACAUGGUGAAACCUCCGUACUCCUACAUAGCUCUGAUAGCUAUGGCGAUACAAAAUGCGCCGGAUAAAAAGAUCACCCUCAACGGUAUAUACCAAUUUAUAAUGGAACGUUUCCCCUAUUACCGAGAGAACAAGCAAGGCUGGCAGAAUUCGAUAAGGCACAACUUGAGCCUGAACGAGUGCUUCGUCAAAGUUCCGAGGGACGACAAGAAACCCGGCAAGGGUAGCUACUGGUCCCUCGAUCCGGACAGUUACAACAUGUUCGACAACGGAUCUUAUUUGCGCAGGAGGCGACGUUUCAAGAAAAAGGACGCUCUCAAGGAGAAGGAGGAAGCUCUGAAGAGGCAGGGACUCGCACCGUCGGCCGCGUCGUCCGACAAACGGCAGGAUCAGGAUCAUCAUUCGCAUUUGGUGGGGGGUAAAACGGAAAUCGCGUCCAAAAAGGGUCAACAGUCGAACAACGCGGAGUGCAAACCGAAACGGGAACCGAGCACCGAUAUGACCGGUUCGCACUGCGGGAUGCAAUCGGCGAAAUACGCCCACAGUCCCAUCCAGCAGGACAAUCAAGCGAAAGCCGGUGCCGUCGCGGCCUCGGGAGCGAGCGUCAUUCAAUCGGCGCUAGGACAUCAAGUUCCUAUCCAUCAGAGUUCGCCGCAUCUUCAAUCGGCCCCUCAUCACGCUCAUCAAGCGCCUCAUCAGGCUCCUCCUCCUCAUCACUCGCAUCAGGACGUUGCCGGUAUGACGGACGCUAACGGCAUGGGAAUCGAUCCUUCGUCCUUCGGGGUCGAUUCUCUGAGCGGUUCGAGGGAUGCCGCGGGACACUCUCAUCAAGGCUCGGUGGUGUCCGCCUCGGUUCAUUUGCAAGGUAGGGAACUUCAGGCGGCGAGAGAUCAUUCGGUUCAGGUCAGUUCCGCCGCUAUGAUGCCACCGUCGAGAGAAUCAUCCCUUAUGGCCACCUACGGGCAUCCCGGUUCGAGGUCGAACGGUUCUCCACCCGGAACAAUGUACACCCCAUACUGCACCACCACCGCUGGUUACAUAAUGGACCACGUCGACUACAAUCCGACGGCUGGUGCGGGAGUGAGAUCUCACGGCGGUGGACAUUCUCAAUGGUACCAGGAAGCCUCGAGUCCCGAUACCGCGGGAAUUUAUCUGGACACCCAAUCUCCUAGCUGUCAAUUAUACAGAUCUAGUCCUCCGACUCCUUUGUCGUCCGGUGCUGCGCCAUCGCCUCCCUUGUACCACAGGUACUAUCAGGAUUGCAACGCGGUUAAUACCAGUGGAAAUUUACCGAUAACAUUGCACAAAUACUGAGGAUACCGAUCCUCAAGAUCGCCCGAAGAUCUUGAGCCUAAUUUUGACAAUUUAGAUUACUCAGGUAACAUGGUUCGCAGAGUAAAACGGGAGUUCGGGGACGCUGUCGACGAGUGGAACUGACUGAAUAAAAUUUACAUCCCUUUAAAUCAAAUUCUCGACCUUUGUUUCUUCGGUAUUUAAUUUUUCUUAUUACCGAUCGAUCGGUGCGUCUGCGGAGGUCAUGCGGCGAAGAUCGAGAACUAAUAUACGUAUGAUCUGGAUUAACUCGCGUUGUGAAUAUAUGAUAAAUGAAUCUAUAAAAAAAAAAAAAAAAAAAAAAAGGAUGAAAGAAUCUAGGAAAAAUGAGAAGUGAAUGAGAGAAACGAAAAAGAAAUUCAAAAAAAAAACCAGUGAUAAUAUAAUAUAAGUUAUUGUAAAAGGAAUCGAUAUAGUGUGUAUAAAUUAAUAUGAAUAAUUAUGUUUAUAAAUAUUAUAGAUGAAUAUGAUCUGGGCGCAUAUUUAUUUAUAGUAAAUGUAACCACUCGAUAAAUCGGGGAUAUAAAUCUUGUAGAAAACGAAUUUUUAGGUAUUCGUGAACACAUAAUAAUGAACUAUCAUAAAGACCGCAGAACUCAUUCAUUUUUGUGAACUACGCAAGUUUUUUUCUCGAGUGAGAUGAAUUCGUAUUGGAAUUCGCAAAAAAUUACGGAGAAUCGAGUGCUACCCCGUGGUGAAAAAUAAAAAAUUUACCGAUUGCAACGGCUCACGGUCGUAUGAUAUUGAUGAUAAAAAGUGAGAAUUAAGAUCGCGUGACGUGGGAUGAUGCGGAUGACGUGGGGCGAUGAGAAAAGAAAUAAAAUGAAGAAAAGAGAAUUGUAAGAAAAAAUUGAGACUCCUGAAACGAGAGAAGAAGAAAAUGCAAACAGUGAAGAAAAGAGAGACCGAGGAAAAGAAGAGAAAAAAAAGAAAGAAACUUGAAAAGUGAAGGAAAAAGAAACACUUAGAGUGGAAAUAAAAAAUAUUAUUCCCAUUUGGAAAAACAAUGACUGACCUAACCCAAUGCAAUCUAAAUUUAACAAGAUUCCAAACAACUGUGCAAAUGUUGUUUGUAUAAAUAUUCACUUUUCGAUAUUUGCCGAUUGUCUGACUCAAGAUAUAACGUUCGGAAAAUAACAGCUGCACUUGUUGACACGCGCCAACGAUGGAACCGCAGAGAGAAAGAAAAAGAGGAAUCUAAUGAGAUGAAUCGGUAUGGAAAUUAGAACGGAAAAGAAAAAAAGAAGAAAGAGAAAUGAAAAUGUCCAAGUAGAGCUCUGCGUCGACGACUAUCGCCACACACCGCGGAUCAUUCAUAAAUUUCGUUACGACAUAUAGAAACAAUUAUCAACCUGUAAUAUACGUAUGUACAUAACGUGAUCCUCCUAAAAGUAUAUAGGUGAAAACAUAUUCAAAGUAUACAUAUAUAUAUAUAUAUAUAUAUUACUACAUGCAUAAAUAAAUGAAAAUAUUAUUCGUAGAUCUGCACGAGACGACGAUAGUUAUCAUUUAGCGCGAUACACACGUAUACCCAUGUAUAAUAUUAUUAGAUCCGAGAGGACCAACUUGUCGCGCAUCUGUAUAGAUAAAAAAAAAUUGUGGAAAAAAAAAAAAUCAUAUAGUACAUACAAUAGAUAACGAUAUUAUAAAUAUAUAAAUAUUAUUACCUAGUAAUAAAUCGCAUAAUAGAAA
Athalia rosae (coleseed sawfly) is the source of this 4430-nucleotide messenger RNA. It is a transcript of the gene croc, whose product is annotated as fork head domain-containing protein crocodile. Gene Ontology annotation, biological process: regulation of transcription by RNA polymerase II; anatomical structure morphogenesis; cell differentiation. Bases 1221 to 2720 code for a protein of 499 amino acids. Gene Ontology annotation, molecular function: RNA polymerase II cis-regulatory region sequence-specific DNA binding; DNA-binding transcription factor activity, RNA polymerase II-specific. NCBI's taxonomy places the organism in Eukaryota, Metazoa, Arthropoda, Insecta, Hymenoptera, Athaliidae. The transcript is spliced from 2 exons. The record is from RefSeq and is a predicted model, not a curated record.